AUGGCAGAUUAUGUUGGGAUCAAUCUUCAAGUGACACUCGUGGGAGGAGUCGUCAUCACAGGCGUUGUAAGCGACUUGGACGCAAGCACUAGAAAUAUGACAUUGAAAUCAGUGGCUGUUUGUCCACCGGGUGGCCCUGUUCAAUUCCAGGACAUGCUUAUCGUAAGCGGUCCACAGAUACAAGAUUUGAAAAUUGUCCCAACAUCCACGCCACAACAACACGCACCUCCACAACAACAACAACAACAACCUGCUGCUGCUGCUUCAUAUCCACAUCCACAUCCACAUCCAUAUCCUCCUCCAACAGCCAACACACCACCAAACAAAGUGCACGAUACUCCAAUGACAUCCAUGGCUACCGAUGCUACACCAAAGCCAAUGUCAUCCACGUCACAGACAUCUUCAAAACCAGCCAUGUCCAUUGUCGAUCCUGCUAUCGUCCAUAUUGGAUCCGUAUCUCCUGAACAAGUCAAGAACAAGUUUACGCCCACUGCCCCUGCAGCAGCGAUUGUAGCUACACCUUCACCGCCAACAUCAGCAGCAGUGACCAAUAAGCCGAAUGAAGUGACACCUUCACCCCAUCAAACACAAUCAACUAGUGCAUCCACUACACCAUCCAAACAGAAAGGUCUAUUAUUUGGUGCCAACAGACAAUCCAGCAAGCCGCGUAAGCUUAUUGUGGAACCUGAGAUCUUCGAUUAUCGAGAUUUUUCGCGUGGCAAAAAGGGCAAACGUGCUGUUGCUGCUCCUGCUGCUGUUACUGGUACCAAAGCGGAUACCGAGUCUUCCUCUCCAGAAACAGCUACCAAGCAACCAUCUACUACUUCUUCCAAACCUGCUGCAUCUACCACUACAACAAGUACCAGUCCCAAGCAAAAGAACGAGAAUGGCGUAUUGAAUGUGGAAGCAACAGCAUCAUUGAACUCUUUGCUUAAUACCUCUUCGUCAUCAUCACCUUCGCCAAGAAAACUGAGCCAGGCCGAUGUCAGCAUUCCAGCCAGUCUCAUCCCCCCUAAAGCACGUGCUAUGGCUAAUGGGAGCAGUUCGACAUCCACAACAAAGAAAGCAGCCGCCACCACCACCUCACCGACAUCAUCGUCUUCUCAAUCGCUUAAACCCGUUCAAAUCCUCAAACCGAACAAGCAGACACAGCAAAAGCAGUCUUCAUCAAAGCAGCCAUCCAAAAAGGUGGAACAACAACAAAAGGCCAAGUCGGCAGAAUCAUCGCCUAAGCAACCCAAUGAUGUGGUCGAGAAUGAGCAAGGGGGUCUCGUGAUCAAAACGGCUGCUCAUGGUAUUCAAUGCCCAAUUGUGACUCCUGAACAAAUGCGUCAAGUCGAGGAGAUUUGUCAGAAUGAGACGGGUCCCAACGAAGAGAUGAUGGUAGAAAAUGCAGGUCAUGGUGCAAGUAUGAUGGCACUCAAGGCAUUGGGUGGUGGACGUCGUAUUCAACCUGAUAAUCAUAAUGCUGCACCUGUGGCCGUCAUCUUUGCAGGCAACAACAAAGUUGGAAGCUAUAGCUUGUCGGCUGCUCGCCAUCUUGCCAAUCGUGGAUGCCAUGUUUACAUUGUCAUGACCUAUCGGAAGGAUCGUGAAUUGGAACCAGUGGUAGCUAUGCAGAAAAAGUGUGCCGAGUUUGCAGGUGUCCAGGUGGUGGAUGAUGUUGAUAGUCUUCCCGAACAACAAACAACCCCUGUGGAUCUUAUUAUCGAUGCGAUGAUGGGUUCGGAGCUGUCACUUGCAAUGUUGCGUAACGACUAUGAAACGCGUGAAAUGUUGUGGAAGGCUAUGGACUGGGCGAAUGCAAACAAGGCUCCAGUGUUGAGUUUGGAUUUCCCUAGUGGUAUCAAUGCAUUGGAUGGUCAUCCUUUCCACGUGAUGCAUCAUAUUCAGCCUAAAUGGACAUUGUGUUUUGGUGCUCCCAAGCAAGGAUGUACGUCUCGAGCAAUCACUGGAGAGCUGUUCUUGGCAGAUAUGGGUAUUCCUAGUGCUAGCUGGCGAAAGGCGGGUAUCAAUCGAUGCAAGAUUCCUUGGGGUGCAGACUUCAUUCUUGCUUUGGAAUAUGGAUCGUAG
Lichtheimia ornata is the source of this 2073-nucleotide messenger RNA. RefSeq lists its product as uncharacterized. Bases 1 to 2073 code for a protein of 690 amino acids. NCBI's taxonomy places the organism in Eukaryota, Fungi, Mucoromycota, Mucoromycetes, Mucorales, Lichtheimiaceae. The transcript is spliced from 9 exons. The record is from RefSeq and is a predicted model, not a curated record. Gene Ontology annotation, cellular component: P-body. Gene Ontology annotation, biological process: deadenylation-independent decapping of nuclear-transcribed mRNA; P-body assembly. Gene Ontology annotation, molecular function: mRNA binding.